This is a messenger RNA of Camellia sinensis, 1947 nucleotides long. Lineage: Eukaryota; Viridiplantae; Streptophyta; Magnoliopsida; Ericales; Theaceae. The record is from RefSeq and is a predicted model, not a curated record.
AUGUCGAUCCCCUCUUCCUCUGGCACCUGCGACGAAAUCAUGCCGAUCGAAGACACAAACCACACUUUCUCCUCCAACAAUCCGAUCCAGAUCGCGAUAUCCCAUAACGUUAACAACCGCAUCGAACCCACAUCAAAUGACGACGACGACAACAACAACAACAGAAGCAGUAUGGCUGAGAUGCUUUCUAAAUUGAUUAUCGCAAAUCUGAAUUCCCUUGACAAGAUUUCGAAGAAGAUCAGAAAAUACGAAGAUCGAAUCAAAGAUAUGUUCGAGGAGUUCAACAAGCUCGAACAAGAGGGUGGAACUGAAGACCAAUUUGGGGAAUUGAAGAGGAAUAUCAUGAAAUUGAAGCAGCAGAUCUCUUCGAAUCACGAGGAUGAUCGUGAAGAGUCCGAUCCUCAUCGCCGUCAACGGUCAAACAAAGGUAAUGCCGAUAAUACGCUAAAAAACCAGGCUUUAAAGCGAAGAUUCGCAGUCAAAGAAUUCAGGGCCUGUUAUGAUCAGCUCGAUGAAGUGUCGAGAAUCUGUUUACUUUUCUUUUCUGUUUUCCCAGAAAAUGCUAAAAUAAAGAAGAGGGUCAUGAUGUACUGGUGGAUCGGGGAAGGUUUGAUGACAACGGAGAGAUUAGCCAAUGAAUUAUUCAACAAGUUUAUUGUGAAGGGCUUCAUUGAUCCCGUGUGCAAAGUGGGUAAUAGUAGUUUAGGAGGGAACAUUUGCAAGAUGGACCCUCUUGUCCGUUCCAUGGUGAUUAAGGUCGCCAAGAGUAUUAACUUUGCCAACUUUGACGAUGAUAAUGAUGACAAUGCUAAUGCCACGCCCCGUGCAUGCUUAACGGGUGAUGGGUUAACAAAGAUUCAAGAUUUGGAAAAGCUUAAUACAUUGUUUAAUGUUAAUGAGGAUAUUCUUGAAAUCAAGACUGAAUAUUUUUCAAAGAUGAAAAAUGUCAAAGUUCUUUACUUGGGAAGGUGGCAGACCUCGGUCUCGCAUCACAUUGAAUUCGCCGACACCAAGGACAUGAAGAAAAAUGCAAAUGUUUUGGAUGGAUUGGGAAAUCUCACGCUUUUGAGGUUUCUGAACCUUGGUGGAAUCUCUAGAAUUUCAGAGCUUCCCGAGUCGAUUUCAAAGCUCACCAAUCUUACAAUCCUUGAUAUUAGAGCAUGUCACAACCUUGAGGUGAUUCCCGAUGGAAUUGGCUUGCUCAAGAAUUUGACACAUUUGGACAUGUCUGAAUGUUACCUGCUAGAUCAGAUGCCCAAGGCGCUUGCAUCGCUCUCCAAACUCCAAGUCCUCAGAGGAUUCUUGGUUUCAGAGGGUAAAAGCUCAUGUACUCUUGAUGAUUUGCGAAAAUUUUCCAGGUUGAGAAAGUUGAGCAUUUACGCUGUUGUCCAUGGAUUUCCUUCAGACAGAGAUUUGUGUGCCUUACAUCAGUUUAAAGCACUUACCAAGCUAACAAUCGUGUGGGCAAGGGGUUCUGUGCAACCAACAGUAGCUACCAAGAAACCGAGUCUCCCAAGAUCAUUUACCUCUAAGCCAGCAGAGUUGGCAAUGCUUCCCUUAGGACUAAUAAAAUUAGACGUUCAGUGUUUCCCUUGGAUGACUACACCUAGUUGGCUGAGGGCUUGCAAUCUCAAGAACUUAAAGAAACUCUGUAUCAGAGGAGGUCAAUUCUCUGACCUGGGUCAAAAACUUGAUGACAAGAAGGCUGAGAAGGACAAGUGGGAAGUCGAGGUAUUGUGUUUGAAGUACUUAGAUGACUUAGAGAUGGAUUGGAGUGGUCUGCAGGAAGUAUUUCCAAAAUUGAAAUUCUUGGAGAUGGUAAAUUGUCCGAAACUCAUUUGGUUGUUCCCAAUCGACAAUAGUCAAGUAUCGAUGGAUUCGGAUAUUUUAUAUUUCAGGGACGGCAUACAUAUCUCUAUUUCAUAUAAUGACAUCAAUUGUUUUUGA